UGGGAGUCACUGGAAUUAGAAUGUCACUGGAUCUUACUGGAUGGAAUUGUGUAACAGAUCAGCUUCCAGUGCACACAGGUGGUCCUGGAAAACAUCAAUUUAUGAAUGAUAUUAUUAUACUUGGAGUGAAGGCUAUGAACAAAUACAAUACUUAUAGUAUAUACAAAGCUUGUGACGAAGCUCUUGGUUGGGAAGAAGCUUUAAAAAAUCCAGUCACUAAUAAAAAAAAUACUGUUCAAAACCACCUAAAAAAAUGUGAAUAUUUUUGUGCCAAACUGGGAUCUCAAGAAGCAGUAGAUGCAUAUUGUAAUAAGACGAAUAAUGAAGCAGAUGCUUCUCAAAGUUCAAAAAAAUGCCAAAACACUAAUAUAUCAGAUGAUGACAUUCAUAUAAGUGAUAUUACAACAAAAGAGAAAUUCAAAUUCGAACAACUAUUGCUUCAGAUGACAAUAUUAAAUGAAUGGGCCUUUCAAUGGACAACAAAUCCAGCAACUCAAGAGUUUUUAAUCAAUUUGAUCAUGUCUCGUGAACAAAAACUAAAAGAAGACAGUAUUGGAGUUACCUUGGCAUUUGACAAAUGGAAAAAUGUUCUAAAACAACAUAUUUUUGGUUCAUUAUUUAUUUUAUCAACUGGUAAAGUUCAAAUUUGGGAGGAAUCUAAUGAAUUCAAGAUCGCAUCAAAACAAGCAAUAACUAUAGUCAGUUAUUUUAAUAAUGCAAUUCAUUCAUAUUUUAUUGGAAAGCUUCGAGAAAGUUUGAUAAAAUCUUGCCAAGCUUUAAGAGUCUGGUUUGGAUGUCGACCAAUUUGCAUUUUACUUGAGCUAGAAGAGUAUAGAAAACAAAAUUAUCCCUUUGAUCUUACAACAUAUGAACAAUUUGGAGAAAACAUAUUGGAGUUUUGGAAAUUUGCUUCUUCUUCAACUAGAGAAUUAGGUCCUUUGGCAAUACAUUUGUUUGGAAUUUGUAUCAAUGCAGCAUCUGUUGCUGAUGAGCCUACUGACGAACCUACCAAUGAACUCGAACUAAAUAAAUAUAGUACAGAUACUGAACAAGAUGAAUUGCAAGAUAUUAAACCAUCAAGUAUAAUAACACCUGAUAAUUGGAAAAAUCAAUUAUGUGACUGGGAACAGAUGUUAAUAGAUGAGGAGAUUACCAGAUCAGAAGAUGAGGAGGCAGAACGUGAUAAUGACAAUAUGGAAGGUAAUUUGUUAAGUGAUUACAUACAUCCAGCAAUAAAUAACAGAGCAAAAUGGGAAUUGAGUGAUAUAUUUAGUUUACUGUUUCAAAAAUCAAAUUUUAUGAAUAGUAAUGAUAAUUAA
Molecule: messenger RNA, 1319 nt
Organism: Ambispora gerdemannii
Lineage: Eukaryota; Fungi; Glomeromycota; Glomeromycetes; Archaeosporales; Ambisporaceae
Source: the annotation of a GenBank genome assembly